Messenger RNA from Enterobius vermicularis (human pinworm), 141 nucleotides. Lineage: Eukaryota; Metazoa; Nematoda; Chromadorea; Rhabditida; Oxyuridae. The record is from the annotation of a GenBank genome assembly.
CUUGAAAUGCAAGAAGAUCAAGAGCUAGAAAAAAGAAGUAACAAAGGAGCUGAUAUGUUGACAAUGUUGGACGAAGCAGCCAAAGAAUCUGGUAAAUCUAAGCAAGUUAGAAAUCCGUUAAAACUAACAACUCGAGACUAG